This is a messenger RNA of Glossina fuscipes, 1302 nucleotides long. RefSeq names its product probable glucosamine 6-phosphate N-acetyltransferase (gene Gnpnat). The coding region runs from base 73 to 834 and encodes 253 amino acids. NCBI's taxonomy places the organism in Eukaryota, Metazoa, Arthropoda, Insecta, Diptera, Glossinidae. Gene Ontology annotation, biological process: UDP-N-acetylglucosamine biosynthetic process. The transcript has 5 exons. Gene Ontology annotation, molecular function: monosaccharide binding; glucosamine 6-phosphate N-acetyltransferase activity. Gene Ontology annotation, cellular component: Golgi apparatus; endoplasmic reticulum; endoplasmic reticulum-Golgi intermediate compartment. The record is from RefSeq and is a predicted model, not a curated record.
GAUAUAAAAGUGGUAUUGCAAACCGGUAUGCUUCACAUUUACUGAAAUGUUACAUUUUGAAAGCAUUCACAAAUGAGUUUUGAUUGUGGCUACGUAGACACCUUUUGGUUAAAAUAUUUUUGUAAUCAUACAAAAUUUAAAACAACUAACGCCAAUUGUAAUAUGGUGGAAUUUCAGGAGGAAACGUACCUUUACGAUCCUAAUUUAUUAUUAAAAUUGGAUUUUCAUCAAAGCCCGGCAAAAUUUAAUCCAUUUAUUUCGGCAGCCUGCCCUGGUGAAACAUGGCUAAAAGUGAGGCCACUAAAGGAUAGCGAUUUCGAUCGUGGCUUUUUGCAAUUGUUAUCUCAACUAACGCAUGUCGGACCAGUGACUCGUACACAAUUUUUAACACGCUUCUCGCAAAUGAAAUCGACUGGUGAUUAUUAUGUUACAGUUAUUGAAGAUGCCCGUAAAAAUGAAAUAAUAGCUGCUGCUUCAUUAGUUAUUGAAAGGAAAUUUAUACACAAUUGUGCUAUACGUGGUCGCCUGGAAGAUGUUGUCGUUAAUGAUACCUAUCGCGGUAAACAAUUGGGUAAACUCAUCGUUGUUACUGUAUCACUGUUGGCUCGAUAUUUAGGAUGUUAUAAGAUGACUUUGGAUUGUAAAGAUAAACUUAUUAAAUUCUACGAGUCCUUAGGGUACCUGCUAGUGCCGGGCAAUGCGAAUUCAAUGACGAUACGUUAUGAUGAUGAACCAUCGACUGCUAAACACAACUUAACUUCCUUCAAUAGCGUAACAAAUGACUCGCUCCCCGCGGAAGCUUGCCAAACUGUAAGCCUCGAUUUUAAUUCCUGACAAUUAGCCGCCAGUACUGCCGCCAAAUCAAAACUUUAAAUUGUGUUGUUCGGUAUUAACCUAAGCCGCAACUAACCAAAGUUAAAAAACUGUUGAGAUCAUCACUUUGGUUCGUUUUUAUUACAAUUUUAAGUUAACGAUUUCCCAAAGCUAUCAAAAUCUGUGCUUUAGGGCAGGAGGGCAGUUCUGGCCGUAUUUUCGGCUUGGCCUUAUGCUUAUAAUAGAGUCAAGCUAUUUACGCUGCUUAUUAUGUAUGUAUGUGUGUACUUAAUGGAAUAAUGAUUAUUUUUUUCUCUCGUCAAUUAAAUAAUUUUUAAUUUUUUUUUUUUUUUUUUUUUUUUGUAUAUGCAUUUUGCAUCCAAUCUUUGAUGCUCCAGGUGGUGUGUAUUUUACCUUUUAAAAGUACUUUUAUAAAUUAAUAAUAAAAUGUAUGCAAAAAAGAAAAACCAUAUUCGUUUAAAACAGAAA